This is a messenger RNA of Paralichthys olivaceus (Japanese flounder), 1269 nucleotides long. It is a transcript of the gene snorc, whose product is annotated as secondary ossification center associated regulator of chondrocyte maturation. The record is from RefSeq and is a predicted model, not a curated record. Gene Ontology annotation, biological process: cartilage development. NCBI's taxonomy places the organism in Eukaryota, Metazoa, Chordata, Actinopteri, Pleuronectiformes, Paralichthyidae.
GUCGGACAGUCACCACCACAGCCACCAUGGUACGCAGCAUCAGCUUGUGCAAAGUGUUCCUGCUGAUGAUCCUCGGCCUCCUGGUCGCCUUCGUUCACACAGAGACAGUCGCAGACCCGGCCUCAACGACCAGGGACAACCAGGACACCAUGUCAGGGGAGCCACCCAGCGACGUCACCACCAGAGACCCCUUCCAGGACAUGACAGAGCAGUCCAUCACUAACGACUACGAGGACACCACACAUCCCCAGGCCAUGGACGAUGAGGAGGGGGUGCUGGGGCCGGGCGCCAUAACCGCCAUCGUCAUAGCAGUCUUCCUGGGAGCGUCCGUCCUCCUCGCCCUCAUCGUCAUCACACUGAGGAAGUUCACCGCAUCCUAGAGUGAACGCGUCCCAUCUUUUGUGUUUGCGUGUGUGUGCAUGCAUGUGUGUGCAUGUGUGUGUGUGUAUGGACGUGUGGGUGUUUGUGUGUCUUCUGCCUCUCAUCUCAAUCUUUAACCUCCUCUCUCUCCUCUGAGCUGCUUCUUUCACUUCACUGUAGAUGCUGAACACUGUGGCAGGUCCCUCGACUGAAUAUUUUAAAGAUUUACUCCUGUAAACACUCAUACACACACACACACACACACACACACACACUAACUGUUGCUCAACAUGUUCACUUAUUCCUGAAGGUAUGAUGUUAGAAACUGGCUGGCUCUUCCAGUGGAAACUGUAGCACGUCCAUGUCAUUUUUAUUUUUUACGCUCUAUAGGCCUUUUAAUGUUGAGCAUUUAGUUUGUCUUGAGAGUUUGCAUGCGUUUGCUUUUGUUUGUACAUGAAGUGUGUGUGUGCGCACGUGUGUGUGUGCGUGUGUGUAUUUGUGUGUUGCUCGGGUUAUUAGUCUUUCAAAGAUUUUACCUUCCGCUAAAUAUCCUUUCUGAAAUAUUCCCCUUGGUUUCAGCCAUGUACACGUUUUGAAGUUUGUGUUGAACCUUGUACAAACAUUUGUUGAGUCAGAAUAAGAAGAGGGCAGUUUUUAAAAGGCUCCUUCACUGGAUGUAAACAGGGUCGUCUGUUUUACCUGCAGAGCAAACAUGAAGUCACUGUGAGGGUGAAUGUGUGUUGUGCUCUCAAGUGACUGUACUUUUUUGUUGUUAUUGUUUUAGUAAAGUAAUUUGGACUUUUUCUAUUCGCCUCCUACCCUCGGCGGUACAGCUUGAUGUUGCCACGGUAAUUUCACCACCCGAAGUUUGUUUGUUUUAUUUUUUAAAUUUAAACAGAAUAAGUGAAU